Messenger RNA from Corythoichthys intestinalis (scribbled pipefish), 1616 nucleotides. Its product is annotated as stathmin-like. The coding region runs from base 16 to 651 and encodes 211 amino acids. NCBI's taxonomy places the organism in Eukaryota, Metazoa, Chordata, Actinopteri, Syngnathiformes, Syngnathidae. The record is from RefSeq and is a predicted model, not a curated record. Gene Ontology annotation, molecular function: tubulin binding. Gene Ontology annotation, cellular component: neuron projection; cytoplasm. The transcript is spliced from 5 exons. Gene Ontology annotation, biological process: neuron projection development; regulation of microtubule polymerization or depolymerization; microtubule depolymerization.
GGCUGUGUAAACGGUAUGACGACAUUGGCUGUGACAUGCAGUUUUAAUGUGGGUGCUGCCAGUGCCAGACUCGUGCGAUUUAUGUGCAAGAGGCGUCCAGUCAAAUAUACACUGGAAGGUGGUGUGAGCAAAGGCACAUUGGUUACAGCUCGCGGAACACAUUUGAAAAUUAACAAGAAUAAUCAAAACAAAAUGGCAGCCCCCGAAGAUAUCCAGGUCAAGGAGCUUGACAAGCGAGCCUCUGGCCAGGCCUUUGAGGUACUCCUCGGUACCCCGACACCAGACGGUAAGGGUGACUUCCCCUUGGCUCCACCAAAGAAAAAGGAUGUCUCACUGGAGGAAAUUCAGAGGAAGCUGGAUGCUGCAGAAGAAAGGCGCAAGAAUCACGAAGCUGAGGUUUUGAAACAUUUAGCAGAAAAACGUGAACAUGAAAAAGAAGUGCUGCAAAAGGCUAUGGAAGAGAACAACAAUUUCAGCAAAAUGGCAGAGGAGAAACUCAAUCAAAAAAUGGAAGCCAAUAAAGAUAAACGCACAGCAAUGAUGGCAGCAAUGAAUGAAAAAUUCAAAGAAAAGGACAAAAAAUUAGAGGAGGUGCGAAAGAACAAGGAAACCAAUCAAGGCAACUUGGAAGAAGAUACUCCAGAAGACUGAAUUAUAUCUCAACCCUCAAUUACGUAUAUAAUGUGAAUGCAUUCAUCUCAGUGUUUUUUUUUUCUUAUAAUUUAUUUUGUUGAUGUUAGCCAGUAUAUAUAUGUGUGUACUUACCUCUUGAAGUAAGUGUUUUUUUGUUUUGUUUUUUACCUUCUCAAGAUAGACACACAUUUGUGCUUAUUUUGAGUGGCUCUCACAUUAGCAAGGGCGUAGAUUUGCACAGGGACGGUAGGGACAUAACAUUACCAACUUUUCAGGAUGCUCAAAUUGCCCCCAAAAAGGUCAUUUAGAUUGUCUUACCAUAUGUUGUAAGGAUAGAAUAGACCCUACUAUUAUAAAGUGAAUUAUUUUCAUUAUGUUCAGACUUUCAUUUAUCUCUUUUCACUUGCUGAAUAUGCCAGUUAAUUAUUUUUCCCUCAAACGCAUGUUUGAUUGGCUGAUGACUUGAACCCACCCCCCCCACACACACACACUCACACUCACACAGCUCCGACCAAUUCAUGUCGACAAAUUGCCGCCGCCUCCUCUGCCCCCUUCGUAGAUGUUUUUUUUUUAAUUUGGGGGGGGGGGGGGCAGCAGCAGCCACUGUUAAUAAUGUAAAAAGACCUCAAUAUUGUGGAGUUGAAGGAAACAUCACUCAUUUUGCUUCUGAAAGUCCAAACUGCAUCAGAGUUAGCAUAACAUUAAACUGUGUGAACUCACUACUGAAAUACUACUACUGAAACUAAUGCGGUCAGGCUAGCCUCCACAAGGAACAACGAAGUCAAUCUAGCCAUCCCUCAUUUGGAUCAUUGUUUCCAUUACGUGCAUUAGGCUAAUGCAAUGCGGUGGUUUCAGAGGGUAAGUCCCUUCAUUAAAAAAAAAAAAAAAAAAAAGAAAACGGGGAGCUAUCCCAGAAUGUGUCCACUUCAAGGGGACACGGACAUGAACAUGAACUGACAUGAAAAAGAUCUGUGAAAUGAAAU